AAUCAGUGAAGCAACUUUUGUCGACCAAAAUGGAACCACUGCCAGCUUCAUUUUACGGGAACAUGUAUAAAAGAAACCCAGUAAUAUCAGCGUUUGAUGGAGACAUAAAAAUAUUUAUGUCAUUUAUGAAACGAAUUAGUACUUUGCCAACCUACGACCACAACUCCUACGCAAGAGGUGCCAAAACUCUGUUUGAAAUAUGGAACAAGUAUAAACCUCGACUACCAACCAACUACUAUGAAGAACAGAUGCUGCAAAUGGCAGAUUUUCUUUUUGGCAUCAAGUUAUACAGGCUGGGUCUAUGGCAGGGCUACUGUCGCUACCUGCAGCAGUUCAGCACUGUGACCAUAGAGGACAUUAGGGAUGUUGACCACUUCAAGUCCUCCUUCUUCCCCAAGGGUUUCGACACAGACCAAGCCAAGCUGACGUUCCGGGCUCUGCAGGGCUGCUGCCUAUGUGCCUUCCAGCUGGAGAGGGAAAGAGGGAGCCAGCCCACCCAGAAGGGGGUCCAGAGACUCCUCAGCAUCCUGGGGUUUGUCAGGAUCAUGAUGCAGGCCGUGCUUCCCCACGAACAUCUCUGCUGGCUUCUUUACAAUGGUUCACUCCAUAUCUACAACAUCUGUAGAUACCUGAUGUCCAUGAGCCGCGCUGCACAGGCGAUGGAGUUCCUUCUGUGGGCCUGUAUCUGUCUGGAGACCUCCAUCCCCCUGAUGACUGCCAGGUUCCUGGCCUGGAGGGCAACUCUGUACUGUGCUGUGUGCCAGUGCUACUACGACAGCCAAGCCAAUGUUCAGGCAGAGGUGUUUGCACGACGAGCCCUGGGUAAAGUCUGUGAGCUGGGCAAGCUGGAAGAGAUGAGUGGUCUACCUGCCACCACUGAGACUCAGAGAGCAUACAAAGUGGCCACCAUUAAGCUAGCUACCAUGGUGUUUAAACGGUCGGUGUAUGAACCCAGGAGGAAACCUAAAGGCCUCUUCAGACACAAGCAGAAGAGUAACCUCAAGGAGAUUCAGAGCAUGCCAUGGCCUCGAACCCCUACAGAGCGACUGUUGAUGGAGCUGUUUGAGGGGAACGCUGCCCAGUUCCUGGCGAUAGUGGAAGCGCUGUGGGACACCUCCCGCCGCCCACUACAGACUGGCAUGCCUGAGGAGCCAGAGAUACAGGAGGUCUCCCUAGAACUCAUGUCUGCAGGCAUCAGUAUACUGUCUGGAAUUGGAGGGUCCACUGAGCGAGCCAGGGAUGACAGUCUCCCCACCUGUUUAAACGCAGUGACAGCCAACUUUACUCUGACGGACAUGGCGGCUGCUGGGGAGAACAAGGUGUCUUUGGAUGCAGCGGUGAAGUUUGUCAAGCUGCUGUUUCGAUAUGAGCAGUGGGACAUGUUCUGUAUCCUCUCUGACACACUGCAGCACACCGUACUGCCUAGAAUGGAGGGGAGGUCUUUCAGGAAGUCAGAGCUGGAGCUGAGGUUGCUGGACUCCAUGGAGCGCCUCAUGUCUACACAGAAGAUCAGACUCAACACCAAGGACGACACUGUGUCUGAGAAGGACAGGCAUCUGGGAGUGGUUAUGAGUGAGGAGUUUGUUGGUCUGGUGCAGGCCUUAUACAGCUGUGUCUGUGGUUCAGCUCAGGAUGUGCAACCUGACAGAGACCUGGUGAUGGAUAUAGUGCUGUACCUCUGGUCUAAAUGUAAGAUCAUUUUCCAGAGAGCCCAGGUUCGACACUGGGACCCUAUACACUUCCUGGGCAAGAUGGAGAACCUGGACAAGUGGGUGUGGACCCUGUCUGUGCUCAGUGAGGUGGCUCAUGUGUGUGAGCUGGCUGACUCAGAUCCCAUGGUGUUAGCUGAGAUGACCAUCAGGCUGGCCAUGGUGCUGGAGAGCACUGCUGACUCCACUGUCCAUUCAGGCAGGAAGACAGCCUCAAGCGAAGACGACAGCGUGGAGUCGACACCCACAGAGAAAAACACAGACACUUUUUCAAUGUUCAAGAAGUCGACAGCGGAGCAGCUGCAGUCAGUGUGGAACGUGGUAGAGAGAGGUCUGGAGGGAGUGAUCAGAGGCUGGACCAGACUACUGCCCUGUGAUGGAUCAGCCAUCUCUGACAUGGUCUUCAUGCAGAAGUUUGCUGGGCCGGCCAUGCAUUCCCCUGCAGGAGGAGGAGAGGGAGAGAGGGUGAAGAGUCCCUCCCUGUCUCUCUCUCUCUCUCUGGUCCCCAUGGACCUGCAUCUGGAACUGCUGUCUGUCCAGCACAGAGUCUCCCUCAAGCUGCUCAACACCUGGCCAGCUGAGCUGCAGCAGCAUGCUGGUGACAGUAGGAGAUCUAUGAGGCCCCCUGGUGGUGUGGAGAUACCUGAGAACAUGGCUGACAGAGCCAGAGGAGAGUCAGUGCUUCUGGAGCGGAUCAGAAAGAAUACGAUCUCCAUAGCUCUGUUCCUGGUCCAGAAGGCUCUGCUGUCCCACAGGAAGGACCAGAACAGCAGCGCCACCAAGAGACUGCUAGAGGAGGCUGUUGUCCUGAUAGAGAAGGCAGAGGUGGAGGAGAGGAAGCUGUUCAGCUCCUCUGGUCCGUCGGAGAGGAAGGAGAGAGGAGGAGAGGAGGAGAGAAACACUAGACCUCCUCCUCCUAUCCUCCUGUCCCGUACCUACCACUCCAUGACCUUCACUCCUGCACCCUACGCCCUGGAGGAACAGGUGUGCUGGUACCAUAUCUAUGCACGUGAGGCUGAGGGAAUCAACCUGAAAGUCAGACUAGGAGACAGCACCCUGGUGGGCACUGGAGACGAGGUUCCUGCAUCAGGGGAGCGACUGCUACGAGUGGACUGCUUGGAGCCGAACCAGAAGUAUGUGUUUGCUGUAGCAGCCUACGACGCCGGGGGUAAACUGGUGGGCAAUGCCAUUGGAGAGACAACCAGGCCUCUGCUAGCCUCCCUGCCUCUGCCACUGCUCACCACCUGGGCACACCUGGCACAGGCAGCGUACCAGACAGGGCAACACACUCUAGCCAAGAGAGCCUGCAGUGAACUGUGGAGCCAUUUCAACCAGCCUAAAGGUCUUCAAGAACCAGGGGCCACUUUAGAGGGGCUAGCUCAGACCAAGCUGCGUUUGGAGACUCUGCAGCGCUCCUCUCCUCUCCUCCUCCACCUCUUCCUCUCCUCCAUCCUUAUGCAGACAGAGAUCCACAUCCAGGAGGGUGCGCUGUUCUGUGACACCCUCAGUGAUGGGGGACCACUCAUUUGGGGACAGGAGGCCAGGUUGGCAGAGUGUGAGCGGAUGCUGGUGGCCAUAGACCUGGCUCUCUGGUUGAAUGACAGCAGCGCUGCCCUGCAGGCCGUGGUGAGGUGUUAUGGCCUGCUGGCCCCGCUCAUGUUUCACCAGAUCCCAGCAGAGCCUGUUGUACAGGUGCUGAUGAAGUGCCUGGCGGUGCUGACAGAGAUCUCAGGAGUUGUUAAACAGAAACGCCCAGCCACCACCUCAGAGUCUCUCCUGCACAUGAUAGCCUGUAUAACAUAUUAUGUUGCCAAGGCCCUUCGCACCCUGGAGAAGCACCGUUUGGCAGCAACAGUGAUCGAACAGGGAAAGAAACUCCUCCAUGAUAUCCUGGAGACCGUGCAGGGACCCAGUAAGCCCCUUCCAGUGGAGCCAGAUGGGUUGCUGAAGAAGGCAGGCAGCAUCCAGGGAGAGGAGGAGCAGAAUGAACAGAUGAAGGCUCUGGAGGGCAGUGCCAUGAAGAACAAGAGGACUGGAACCUUCAUGCAGCAUGACAGCUCAGCCUGGAGCAGGGCGGUGGCCCAUGGUCAUGAACUGACUGGACAGGAGGACCCCAUUCUGCUGUACCCCAUCGUCACCAACAGCCCUCUGAAGGCUGCUUUCAAAGAUUUGAUGAAGUUCAAGCGCAAGGCGUGCUUCAUGGAGUUUGCUGUGCUGCUGCUCCAGAGGACCAUGCAGGCAGACCAUCUAGAGCUGGUCCUGCAGUGGGGACACGACAUAUUUGGCUGGCUUAGCAGGAGGGAUGAGGGACUGACAGGGCCUAAGAAGGGCCCGGGGGACAGAUCAACCUCAGGGAAAGAACUGAAGAAGUACUCCUCCUCCAUCAUGGAGUACAAGAAGAACAAAGCUAGUACAUUCUGGAGUGACAAGAAGAGGAAGGAGUUUCUCCAGAAGAAACAACUGACUGCUCUGAAAGCACAGAACACAGAGAGGGAGUGUAAGGCGGUGGACACCAUGCUGAACCAGCUAGCCCCCCUGGUGCGCCGUCACCAGCGUCGGAGGCGUCUGAGACAGGUGUGUUCUGAGGAGUGGCUGUGGAGGUGUCACCUCAACCUUAGCAUCGCCAGGGCUCACCUGGGACUACUGAGAAGGAGCCUGGAGAACCACCAGGGCCUUGGGGCCCUACAACACAGCUACAGCCAGCUGCCUCCGUUGUUGUUCUCCCUGGCCCACUCUGGUACUCUGGUGAGGUGGAGGAACAUGCAUCAGCACAUCGGAGUCCCUGACCUGAUCCCCCCGCCCCCCAAAGCCACGCCCCGGCCCUGCCUCAGAGCCACCCUCCACAAGGCCAAGGAGAGUGGACAGGCUGCCGCCACCACCACCAGUGGAGAGGACUUCAACACGACAGAGAGCAGUGAGCAGGACAGUGAGCAGGACUCUCCCCGUACCCAGCCCGCUGUGGACUCGGACUAUAGUGAGCCCUCAGUGAUGACCACCACCCCGACCAGACGCACCGCCACUCAGCUGCUCGAGUCACUCAACAAGGCUGCCCUGCACCUCCGCAGAGCCAUGGUACUUGCCCAUCGUGGGGGCCACUGGACAACGUUGCAGUGUGUGUGUCGGACACUAUGGGACCAGGGCUGUACCAUCACUCUACUAGUAGACAGGGGUACAUCCAUGGAGCCCCCUAUCCCUUUAACAUUGGACCAGCUCUACACUGUCCUCACCCCUUUGUUUGAGCUGGCUACAGACCUCGUCAUGAACAUGAUGGAGACGAUGCAGCUCUGGCAGGUGUUUGAAUUGGAGGAUGAGGAGAUGGAGGCCAGCAUGCACUUCUCCGCACCUCUGGAUGACGGUACCCUGGUGGACCUGAGAUGGAUCAGGAGCCUCACCCUUCACACCCUUGAGCUGCUCUACCUUGAGGCUCGCUGGGAGACUCUGGCUCACCUCGCCCUGCUCUUCAACACACACACACGAGAGCGCUACACCCACAUGAUCACUCCUAUCCUGGUCCACGCUCAGAGGAGACUGCUAGAGAGGAUCAGCUACUUUGGAGGACCUCCGGUCCCUCAGCCACACUUCAUCAAAACGCAGAACAUCACUGGAGAGAAGAUCACCUGUAAGAARUAUACAGGGAGACAGCUGCUGAAUUGCUGGACUCCCCCUGCUGUGCCUGCCCCCAGACGAGGGUGCAACACUCCCACCAACCCAAACGCUGAGCUCCUCGAACUCUCUGAGGUGCGCCGAGCCAUGUGUCUGGUGUGUGUUCCUCUGGAUGUGGAGGAUACACUGUGUUGUUUCAGGGAGGCCCUGGAGAAGGGCCAUCACACUCUGCAGAACUUCCAACACAGCCGCACACUGCUACUACUGCUGCUGGCACACACACAGCCCUUGUUUGAGGUUCCAUUCUGUAAGGAGAACAGUAGCAAGGCUCAGGGUCAUGGCAGGGUGGACUUUAACGUGACGGUGUGCACUGCCCCGGCCAUCGGCCCUCCAGACCUGGCCACUGAGGACUACAGGACCCUGAGUUCUAUCUACGGCUGCCCUCUGCCCCCCAACCAGAUACACACCGUCAUCAACUCCUAUAGCAACUCCAUACAGUACCUUCAGGCCAACAACCAUGAGUCUCUCAGGGUACAGGCGCUACAUGACCUGGGAAACCUGCACUAUUAUAAUGGAAACAGAAGGGCAGCUCAUUCCUACUGGAGCAAGGCAGUGGACUGUGCCCUGCAGAGCUCUGGGGUGCUAGACUCAUGGGACGGGGUGUCGUGGGGUACAAGUUCCCUCCAACACCAACCCACCCUGAAGCAGGCUGGAGUCUGGGGCUGUCUGCAGGGAGCUUUACUGACCGCUAAGAUCGCACAGUAUGCCUUYACCUCUAAUAUCAGUCAGCGCACAAAAUGCUGCCUCCUAUCUGCCCAGCUUUUCAAGUGUCUCCUGCGGGCCUCCCUGCCCCACCCUCAGAGUGACCUGCAGUACUCAUCCUAUACUGUAGGAGAGGAGCUGGUUCCUGGUCUGGACCUGUUCUCUGAACCUGACCGAGGACACCUGGGAACCACUGUGUCCAGCCUGGCCUUCCUCUGCCACUGGCUCUACACCUCAGGACACCAUCUCACAGCCCUGCCUAUGCUUGCUCUCUACCUGCAUUUUGUGGGGACUGUUUGCCGAGACCCACACCUCACCAUUAAAGGAAGGAUACUGAAGGUGAAGGUGCUGACAGAGCUGGGGCAGUACUGUCAGGCCAUGAAGGAGACGUCCCAGAUGACUCAGGGAGAGGAGAUCCCACUGCCCCACGGAUGUUACAGCGGCAUAGAGAAACAUGCGACAAUCAGAAAGUUCUUCACCAACAAGUCUCUCAUGGACUCUGCAAACAUACAGGCCCUGGAGGACUUAGUGAACCGUCGUCUGGGCACAGAGGCCAGUGUUCUGUAUGGCCCCAGACUGAGCAGGCGUCUCACCCUGGCCAGAGUACAGCUCAUACUGGCCCUCAGCUCCACCAUACACUCCCUGCCUGAACCUCAAGAUAUCUCAGAUGGGGCGGUGCGUUGCAGUGUUGUGAGGAGGACAUCCAGUACCCCAGGUAUCCCUAACUCUCCCCCCGGAGAGAGGGAUAGUGACAGUGACAAAUCACAAGGUGGCUCCCCCACCAGGAAGACCAGGGAGCCCAAAGGACUGCACCUUGACCCCCAGAAAGACAAGCUCACCCUCAGCAAAUUAAAGGCGUUACUGCUGAGAGAGGUGUGUCGUCUCCUGAGCCCCCAGCUGCAGCUCUGUCUUUCCUCUCAGCUCCACUCUGACCCUGAGGAACUGGAGCUGGCUAUAGACACCUACCUGCUACUGUCUAACCUCUACCUGCAGCAAGGCAAAACCGCUUACAGUGCUGACAUGGCAGUGUCUGCUAUGAGUCUGCUCCAGAACUCUCCCAUCACUCUGAGGGGAAGCCCCUCCCCUGUCCACAGACCCCUCUCCACCUCCCUCAGAAGACAGUCCAGACCUAAGAGUGAACAGGGCAGUAUGAGGGAGGCAGAGCACCAUGCCCCCAGUCCACAGCCAGGUGACUGUCCCCAGGCAGUAGAGGCCAGAGAGAGGAUGGAACGGUCUCUGUGGCUCCACUGUAGACUGGCUGUGGUACGCAGUCUGGUCGCACACAUCCCUGGCACUGCCAUCUACCCAGUAACAUGGACAGCCUCACGUGUGGGAGCGCGCCACAAGCGUGUUGAGGAGCCAGGCGCCGGCCCAGCCCAUUCCUGCCCGCCUCUCAAGCAGACCCUGCCCCCGUCCGCCUGGCGUGCCUGCUGA
This is a messenger RNA of Salvelinus sp. IW2-2015, 7508 nucleotides long. The record is from RefSeq and is a predicted model, not a curated record. Lineage: Eukaryota; Metazoa; Chordata; Actinopteri; Salmoniformes; Salmonidae.